AUGACAGCUACCCACGACACACUGCACACCGGCGAGCUACUCGAGCAAAUCCUCAUCAACGUCGAAGUUGUCCGCACACUUCUGCUCUCGCAGCGAGUCAGCCGAUACUGGCGCGCCCUCAUAUCGACUUCACCAUAUCUCCAAAAGAAGCUCUUCCUCAAGCCGGCGACUACUCAGGAUAUCAUUACCCUCGGUAUCGCUCCGGCCUCGAGCGCCAAAGCACCUGGCAACCCAAGCAUUGAAAUGGUCUGCCCCUACAUAUCCCCAUCAAAAUCAUCGUCAGAUUACGCAGUCCUGAACCCACUCCUCAUCUACGUCGACUUGUGGAAAGGCUUGGACAAACAUCUGCUCACGUGGGCAUCUCCGCCACGCCAAAUAUCCAAAUCCAACGUGACGCCGUCCUGGCGGAACAUGGUUCUCAUGCAGCCGCCGCGUUUCGAGAGCAUUCCGGGGAAAGGAUGGGUCGAUGGGGAAACCUUGUCAGCCGACUGUAGGCUUGGGAGGGCUUUUGACAAGGUCAGUAAACUGCGAUCUCCCCGAAACUCCAAAUUUACUGGGCACAUAUGGCCUAGAGCAACGUGCGUAUCCCCAGAGGAGUUCUGGCAGACGGUCGAAGCUGAGAGGGCUGCGAAGGUGGACGGCAAGGUGGACGAGAAGGAGAACGUGAAGGUGGAUGAGAAAGGCCACGGGAAGGACGACGAGGGUGACGACUGA
Messenger RNA from Fulvia fulva, 714 nucleotides. RefSeq lists its product as uncharacterized. The record is from RefSeq and is a predicted model, not a curated record. NCBI's taxonomy places the organism in Eukaryota, Fungi, Ascomycota, Dothideomycetes, Mycosphaerellales, Mycosphaerellaceae. The transcript has a single exon. The coding region runs from base 1 to 714 and encodes 237 amino acids. Gene Ontology annotation, molecular function: protein binding.